AUAAUUCUUACGAUUCGUCCAAAGAAUCAAUUCUCAUGUUCCUUUAAAUGAACGCCCUGUAGAAACGAACGAGUCGCCUUGUGAUCCGAGUUAAUUCCUACGACUCUUUCGUUCAAAUAUUAUGAAUCUGUUCUAUCCACGAUUCAGUUGAACGAAUCGUAUACUUAGCGGUGAAUCUUACGAUUCAUCUUUAAUACUCGUUCGAUCUUCGCCCACCUCUAUCAGUAAUUAGUUAUUAUAUCUAAAUAUCAGAACUGAAAUUCAAUGAUCGAAUUAGAAAUGGGGUCCACGUAAGUCUUACCGAAUUGUAUAAUUUCGUAAAAUUUAAUAGUUAGUAGCUUAUCGGCAUAUAUAUUGUUUCUAAACAACGUUGCAAUUUAAAAAUGCAAAUUCAAUAGUAAUUGUGUUAUCAGUUUAGAACAUAACAAAAAUAAUUUUACAUUUUGUGGCGAUUAUGUGUGGCUGGUACAUUUUGCGUCGAGUUCUGUUGUCGGCUAGAGAAAAUCACCUAUAGUUGUUACUACAAUAUGGCCGAUGAUCUAUUACAAGGGCUCAGAGAAGAACUUGAGAAUCGCAAGAGAAACGAUGACGAUAGCCCAGAAGAUGUUUUAAAAGGUUUCAUGGAAGCCCUAGAAAAUAUGCCCAAAUUCGGCGAGGAAACGGAAAAUUUUAUGAACAACAUGAAAAACGGACCAGAGAAGGUCCAAACGAUUGCCUAUCUUAUAUUCUUUUCUAUUUUGGGAAUUAUUUUUUUAUGUUUCGGUUUCCUAAUUUAUAAAUUGUAUCACUAUUCUUGUGGUCGCACGAACCAGAGUAAAUCAAAAAAAGAAAAAGAACAACGAAAGAAAAACAAGUAGUACCGACAGCUUUAAUAAAACGUCAGUUGACUGACAAGAGUAUGUACUACUAUUUGGCGUAAAAAUAUUAAAUAAUUCAAAUAUUAUGAAUA
Molecule: messenger RNA, 949 nt
Organism: Sitophilus oryzae (rice weevil)
Lineage: Eukaryota; Metazoa; Arthropoda; Insecta; Coleoptera; Curculionidae
Exons: 2
Coding region: 528-857 (109 amino acids)
Source: RefSeq, a predicted model, not a curated record